Messenger RNA from Bursaphelenchus okinawaensis, 2227 nucleotides. NCBI's taxonomy places the organism in Eukaryota, Metazoa, Nematoda, Chromadorea, Rhabditida, Aphelenchoididae. The record is from the annotation of a GenBank genome assembly.
AUGGACUUUGGGCAACAAGCAUUUUCCAAUCUGAACUUCGGGUACGUUCCGUUUUAUGCAAAAUCUUAUAAAAAUAAAACUUAUUUUUCAAAGAUCUUAUUUUUUUACAUUUCAGAGGCAGACCAGCCCUCAGACCUCGAGUCCCAAUCCAACCACCGCCUGGAGCUCAUUUUGGAUACGAUCCCUUUGAGAAUCCGAUUGAAGCACUGUUACCAAUCGACGACUCGUUCAGACAAACUGUGCAUCCAGUUGAUGAUAAAGGUCACAUCAUUUUCCGACCAGCUGGCCAAGCUCCACAGCCACCACCACCCCCACCAUUAGAGACCCAGAUGACUGUGGUUGUUGAGGAAGGUGGAAUAGCGCCCAAAAAUGCAUUCGAGCCUACUGAUGAUCUUGAUCCUUAUGGGAAAAACGAGCCGAUUCAAUUGGAGGAACAUGUAAAACACAUCUCGCUCAAAGAAACUGGCAUCAACGAACACGAGUAUCAUCAUGGGUAAGAUAAUAUUUUGUUUAGUAGAAGGUAAAACUUAUACUAGGUCUUUAGACGUAUCAGAAAGAAAUAUGCAGAUAAUGCCACAUACUUUACAUAUUUAAAAUUUUUAGAUUGCUGCCACGCGAAGACAUAAAUCGUAUGUUGAAAGACCCUGGCGACUUUCUUCUACGAUGCACUACAGCUACAAACCAAGGACAACGUCAGACUUGUCUGUCAGUGAUGGGUGGCAAUGGAUUUGUAGAACAUUUCAUGAUCAAGAACGUAAAUGGACAGUUCUAUUUGACCGAUCAGAUGGGCUUCCCCAAUGUCAUCACCCUCGCCAACCAUUACCUGUUGAAGAAGAUACCUUUUGGCAGUCCUCCGGUUACCUUGAACAAGCCCGUCUGUAGGCAAGACUGGGAGUUCCAUCCUGAGAAAAUUACUUGUGGUAAGGUACUUGGAGCAGGAGCGUUUGGUCAAGUAUACCAUGGUAAACUGAGGGUACGACCGAAUGAAAAUGAGCUUGAAGUCGCUGUCAAAACGGUAAGUGACAUCUGAUUGGGACAUGAGUUGCUGGGAUUAUAGGAUGGAAAUCUUCUUCAGCAAGAUUUUUGAGAGCAUCUCUCAAUAACCAUUAACUUUAGAUGAAAGUGACAUUGAUGACCAAGGAGAAGAUCGAAGAGACGAUGAAGGAAGCCAGACUGAUGCGGAUGCUUCGUCACAAGAACAUCGUCAGAUGCUACGGUGUAUGUGCAGAUACCGAGCCAUUGAUGCUUGUGAUUGAAUAUGUUCCAGGUGGUAGUCUACAUGCUUAUCUGAAGGCUCGUAACAUCAACAUUACCAUUGAUGACAGAGUUUCGAUGGCAUAUGAUGCUGCUUGUGGACUCCACCACAUUCAUCGUCAUACUAUUUUACAUCGGUAAGAGGUUAUGCAAUAUAUUAUGUUUUGAUGAAAAAGGCUAUUAUAAUAUUUAAAUUCGAGAAUGUAGUCGUAGUUAGCAUACAUACAUAUACAUAAUAUGAACCUAAAGAAAUGUUUUUAGCGACAUUGCAGCAAGAAAUUGUCUGUACGGAAACAAAACCCUCAAGAUCAGUGACUUUGGACUGUCUCGCCUGGCUACGUACGUAAAGCUGGAGCCGCAUGAGAAGGCUUCGUUCAGAUACUUGGCUCCAGAAGUGUUUACCACACAACUGUUCACCACGGCCGCUGAUGUCUGGGCCUACGGAGUGCUCCUUUUCGAGAUCUUCAGUAAUGGCUCCGAACCGUAUCCGAAUUGGACCGGUGCUCAAAUCAGGGCCAAAGUAAUAUUCCGGACUUUACUUUCAUACUCAUUUACAUAGUAUAACAUUGUCACAAAUCCUUGUGAUGUACCACCUUUUCCUUUUAACGUUUUAGGUAUCGAAAGACGGCAGUCAACUGACACUACCAGAGUGGGCCCCUCCAUUCAUUAAGGAAGUUGUGGCCAAGGCCUUCACCAUGAAUCCUGAUAAUCGCUGUAAAGUGCAUGACAUUAUUUUGUUGAUAGACUCAGCCAAGCAGUAAGUGUUUAGAAGGGAUAAUUAACGCUUAUCGUUAAAUGAUUUAGCUAUCGAAAGAAGUUCCAACAAGCAAAAGCCGCAAAACAAAAGAAGACCAAAGGUCAUAAAGACAAGAAGGAUAAUACUAGUGCCCAGAAGACUAAAGAGAAAACAAAACCUCAGAAGAAAAAGCAGAAGGAGAACAAUAAGAAGUCUAUGUUCAAAAAGUUGAAAUAA